ACAUGAAAAAUGCAGUUCAACAAGAAGGUAUGCGUGUGAAUGAUUUAAUUAUACUGUGUCAACAAGUUUUUGCUUAUCAUAGUCAUUUCUCCCUGGAAUUUAAAACUAAAAAGCAGCUACCAACAAAAAGCAGCUACUGAUGCAGGUGUUCCACUUGCUGUUGAGGUGACUGUGGUUCAUUUCAAUAUAUGAAACAACAAAUAUCAUACCACAGCAGACUGGGUAGGGGUAUAGCAGCAUAUGACAAAAAAAGACAUCUUGGCACUUGGCAAGGACAUCUGUUCAUGACUGCAGAGAGUGAUGUCAGGCCAGAUCUAGUGGUGAGUCAUCAAGACACACAAGAUUCUUUAUGCAAAGCAAAGCCAGAUGAAGAUGGUGGACAAGGAUAUUGAAAGAAACCUCAUGUGUGGAGUGUGCUGGGCAUCUUAGUGAACCAAUGCUCAUAACAGCACAUGCCAAACUUGUCGCACAUACUGAUGUUGUCGAUGGUUUUUCUGCAGAGCAUGUCCUGACUGUGGGCUGAUGUACAGAAUGGACUGAUGGAAUUCACAAUUUUAAUGACCACAUUCUCAUCACCCUUCAUUUGUUUAUCAUACUAUGUACAUCACUUCAGGUAUGGGAACAAAAGAUGUUCCACCUUUUUGGAACCUGAUGUUCCAAAUAUGGUAAGAGGCGUUACAUUUCCGUCACACGCUUGCAGUAUUCGACCAAUCACUACGCACUGGUUAACUGGCCAAUCAUAGCACACCUCGCUUUUCACAGCGAUGAGCUUUGUAAAAAAUCUGCACGUUUCCGAGAGGCAGGGGCAAAGAGGAGAUACAAACAUGCACGGAGACAACAAAUGGAACAUUCGCCAUAAAGUGUGGGAUUACAUUGAGAACAAAAAUCUGGCAAAUUUCCCUCGACCUGUACACAACAGAAUUCCCAACUUUAAGGGGGCUCUGGAGGCCUGUAGUGUGGUGUCACACUUGGAGGCCUUUACCAAAACCACUGCGGUCAAGGUGGAUCCUGAUAAACCACUAGAAGGGGUUCGAUUAGCUGCUCUGCAGGCAAGAAAAACAUUGCUUGUUCCAACACCUCGCCUGAAAACGGGAUUGUUUAACAAGAUUGUUCCUCCAAAAGGUGCAACCAAACAAGUAUUGCAUGUUUGUUCAACUUCACAGGGCAUUAAAGAGUUCAGUGUCCCUGUUGGUUUGGAAGACAGUGUUCAGGUGAAUCUUGUCGUGGUUGGAUCUGUUGCUGUAUCUGAAAAUGGUUACAGAAUUGGAAAAGGUGAGGGUUUCGCGGACAUGGAAUAUGCUAUGAUGGCAUGCAUGGGAGCUGUGUGUGACUCCACCGUGAUCGUCACUAUUGUUCAUGAUUGCCAGGUCAUGGACAUUCCAGAGAAACUCAUUGAAGAUCAUGACCUCACAGUUGACUUUAUUCUAACGCCAACGAGAAUCAUCCAAACGGAAUGUAAACGGCCCAAACCUCAGGGCAUCAUUUGGUCAAAGCUGGACACAGAAGUGCUGACGAAAAUACCUAUUUUGAAGAAACUAAGAUUACUGGAGCAGAAAGCAGGAAAAGAUGUGACGUUAAAAACACACCUGCUGGAGAAUAACAACUUGCAAGAGGCCUGUCAAAGUAAAAUACAGCAUGAGCUAAAAUGGGAACCUAAUUUUGAUCCUAAAAGUAAGCAGCCGCAGCAGGGACAUUUGACUUCUGCAGAUGACAAACGUGCUAGAUUUAAGGAUAAGUUUCAUAUAUGUCCCAGCAGCACUAUAUACCUUGGCGACAUUCCCGCAAGGUUGCGUGUGAGUGAGCUGAAAAACCUGCUGAAAGAACAGGAAGCCGUUCCUUUGAGAAUCAACUGGCAGGGGGCGCAGCAUAGAGCCUUCCUGCAUUACGCUGACAGCGCUAGAGUCGAGCAUGCUCUCCAAGCUCUAAAAAACAUCACUGUUCACGGCAACACCCUGCGAGCUGAAUAUGUCAAAAGUCAGAACACCAAAGAAAAUGAGGGAAUUAAGAUUAAAGGCUUCCAGGGUGUAUAAAAUAAUUCAUAAUCUAAUAUUGUUGUAUUAUCUUACCUGAUAACCUUUCUACACAAUAAUGAUGCAUUAUAGCAGUAAAAACAUAUUUUGCAGAAUGACAGUUAAGGCCUGACGAAAAAAAGUGUGUGUUCUGAAUUUAUUUAUUGUCUCUAUGACGUCUGAACAGUGUCUGAAACUUUUUGUAAGCAAAUGAUUUACAUGUGAUUGGUCAUGGCUUCUAUACAAGCCCUGCGUGUCUGUUGGGUACUCCAUGUGUGUUUGUGUUUGAUGUCCUCAAACUUAAAGAAAGCAUCAAUAUAAAUUCAAUUGUAAAUGUCUGUUUGAAAAAAAAAACUUUUAAAGUUUUAGGAAAAGGGUAAGAGCUGGAUUUCACAAGUGAUAAAUGUCAGUAGCUGUACAGUAUAGCCUACACAAACUAUUGUUUACGUGUAUUAAAUUAGAAUGAUUUUGUUUUCUGUCGUUCUUAAGAUAAUUUAUCGUCAUAUUUUUUGCAAUAACUUUGUAAACAAGUAGUAGUUCUUUUUAGCCACACUAGCAUACAACCGUGAACUAAUGGAGGUAGAUCUUUAGUAUCCUAUUUUACAAAUGUCCUGUCAUAAUGUCACGUGUCUUUAAAUAUAAUCAUAUACAAUUCAGCAAUG
Triplophysa rosa is the source of this 2671-nucleotide messenger RNA. RefSeq names its product methenyltetrahydrofolate synthetase domain containing (gene mthfsd). Gene Ontology annotation, molecular function: RNA binding. Lineage: Eukaryota; Metazoa; Chordata; Actinopteri; Cypriniformes; Nemacheilidae. The record is from RefSeq and is a predicted model, not a curated record. Gene Ontology annotation, cellular component: cytoplasm.